AUGCAUCGUCUCGUCGUCCGCUUCCUCAAACUCAUCGCUGUCUUCGUUGCUCUCCUUGGCCUCCACUUCGUCGGCGACCGAAUACGCUUCGAACGACUCCUCAACAAACUCUACAUCACCUUCGACGACUUCCCUGACGACUAUUCCCGCGCAAUGGCCAAGAUGCCCAACGACACGGAAAUAAAAGCAUACGACCUUUCACAAUUCCCCGAAUGGGAUCCCUACAGAGAUAUUCCGCCAACCAUCCACUUCAUCUUCUUCCCAGACCUCUACGAGACGCACCAAGAAGGUACAGAUAUGGCUUCGAUGGGCUCUCACGCCCCGAACCUCUGUCGCGGGUACAACACUGACUUCGAGAUCAACAUCUGGAACGCAACGGCGGCGCGACAGCUGCUGGAGCAGCGAUACGAAUGGUUCCUCCCGACCUACGACGGCUACACUCACCCCAUCCAACGCGUGGAUGCAAUCAAAUACUUCGUCCUCUACACAUACGGCGGCUUCUACCUCGACCUCGACAUCGCGUGCCGGCGGUCGUUGAAGCCGCUGCAACGUUUUCCGGCGUUCCUUGCGAGGGCGUCGCCUGAGGGACUGAAUAACGACCUCCUUGCGACUCGGGCUGGACAUCCGGUGUGGAAGAUGAUGAUCGAUACUCUGGCGCCCAGGCAGAGAUGGAGUUGGUCAUUGGUCUUCCCAUACCUUGUCAUCUUCUGGAGCACUGGUCCUCAAUUCGCAACCGACAUGGUCAAAGCCUUCUUCGACGCAAACCCAGAACGAGCGGCCUACGUCGCAGGAUCAACAAAAGCCCAAGCACAUCCCGAUGACAUUUUCAUCCUACCUCAAGAAUUCUACAGCGAGCAAUACACCUUCUUCGGCCACUCACCGGGCGGCACAUGGCACGAAGGCGACGUUGCUGUUGUGCUUUGGUUCGCUGCGCGACCAUGGGUGCCGGUGCUGCUGGUCGUCUCGAUCGGAGUUACGGUGAUAACUAUCAAACGUCGCCAUUCGUUGUUCUGUCGACGAUAUCGAGAAAAGGAGAGUCGGCUCUUAGGGACACCUGGUGCGGAGGAAGAAGAACUGUGA
Saxophila tyrrhenica is the source of this 1080-nucleotide messenger RNA. RefSeq lists its product as uncharacterized. The record is from RefSeq and is a predicted model, not a curated record. The coding region runs from base 1 to 1080 and encodes 359 amino acids. NCBI's taxonomy places the organism in Eukaryota, Fungi, Ascomycota, Dothideomycetes, Mycosphaerellales, Extremaceae. Gene Ontology annotation, biological process: mannosyl-inositol phosphorylceramide biosynthetic process. Gene Ontology annotation, molecular function: mannosyltransferase activity. The transcript is spliced from 2 exons.